UGGUCAAUCGAGCUCGAUAUGAGGGAUUGACCGGCGCUGAGGGUGACCGCUGUGCGGUCCCCUGGAGCAUACGCCUUCAGUAUGGAGGUUUCCCUUUUUGUGCAUCGUCCGAGCUGGACGAAUUUUGGAUUGCAGGAUAGACUUUGUUCCAUUUCUUUGGACAACUUGGGGCUUGAUCCCCUCGUUCUUCUUCUAUUCAUCUGUUCUAUUGUGUAUAGACGGCACGGAGAGCCGCGUGUAUUUGUUUUUCCCCCUCCAUUUUCUCUCCAUGCAUUUCCUGCCUUGAUUUCACUUCCUCAAUUUGUCUUCUUGUCCAUGUUUCCAUUUGUGGUUACUCACUUUGCAUAUGCGACCAAUUCUUUUGUUGGGUUGCAUGGGUGUUCUCAAGCGUGUUAGAUUCUGUUCUCCUGUCUGCCAUGAAUACCUCAUCUGUCUUUGAUUUGUUUCUUGCUUAUCUGGAGUUUCUACCCGGGGGAAGGGAUCCACCACAAAAAAUGUGUUUUAUACUGUACAAUAAGUUUUGUGCCUAUGUGUGAGGG
Aspergillus fijiensis CBS 313.89 is the source of this 539-nucleotide messenger RNA. RefSeq lists its product as uncharacterized. The transcript has a single exon. Bases 82 to 396 code for a protein of 104 amino acids. Lineage: Eukaryota; Fungi; Ascomycota; Eurotiomycetes; Eurotiales; Aspergillaceae. The record is from RefSeq and is a predicted model, not a curated record.